Trichobilharzia szidati is the source of this 216-nucleotide messenger RNA. The record is from the annotation of a GenBank genome assembly. NCBI's taxonomy places the organism in Eukaryota, Metazoa, Platyhelminthes, Trematoda, Strigeidida, Schistosomatidae.
AUGGUGUAUUCUGUUUUAGUGUUAUUCACGAAUUCAAAUGACUAUAUAUGUUCUGAUGACGAGAAAUCAUACUUUAUUGAAAACAUAACAAGAAAAACGUAUGAAUAUUGUGGACUAUAUUUGGCACAUAAAAUUAUGGAGAAAUGGUUUCUUUCUUUUGGCCAUAGCAUGCCUACUGUUGGAUUUAUGCAUAGCAAUAAUCAUCGCAGUAAAUAA